Messenger RNA from Blepharisma stoltei, 16302 nucleotides. NCBI's taxonomy places the organism in Eukaryota, Ciliophora, Heterotrichea, Heterotrichida, Blepharismidae. The record is from the annotation of a GenBank genome assembly.
AUGAAUCCUCGCCCACUCGGAAAAUCAAGUUCGGGCAAGCUGACAGUGCGUACUAAGCCAUACGCUGCUCGUGUCUUACUUAACAUCCCAGAUUUCAAAGCCCUUUCAAAGCUUAUGGAUACAGACCCAAUUUCCCCAAAAAAAUCACGAAAAAAGCUUCCAGAGCUCGAAGAGCCUCCUAUGCUUCCAACCUUGGACGAAGAGCUCAAAAUACAUGCUAAUACUCUCAGAAACUCAGAGCUCCCAUCACAGAAGAAUUUAGCCAGCUCUAAAGGUCUUACUGCUAGAAAUUCCAAAACAGUUAUAAAACAUGAAAGCUUUUUCCCGAGCAAAGGUAGCGAAGCCAAUUUGAGGGCUGACCAAGCUGAUUUAGGCUCUCCUAGUGAAGAACUGCCAGAUCCAGACGGAGAAAAAACUAAUAAGCUUUUACAAAGAGAAUUUGCAAGCUUUGAGAACCCUGAUUUGAAAUCGACAAGAGAUAUUUCCAAAUUUGACUGCUGGAUAGAGACAAUGACACCUGAAGAUUGGGUAAAACUUUAUCGUGGGAAGCCUGGGCCACAUGGGUAUUCGCCUGUGUUUGAUGAUGGAGUUUAUUCGUGGGAGCCAAUAGAUUUAUUAGGAUACACUAUAAUAAUAUAUGAGCUUGCUCUUAUAAUAGGUUGCUAUUUUUAUAUAAAAAAUUAUUAUUAGCCUUAUUCAGCCCAGCAUAUGACUCAAAUCUGAAAAAAUUUAAAGUCAGGAUCAGAAAGAGCAUGCUGGAAAAAAAAGUUCAGCGUCUUGCAAUAAAAUUCCACAAUGAAGAUCCCAAAGAAUUCGAAGCCCGUGUAAUCCAAGCCAGGGAGCUUCAAGCCAACUAUGACUCUAUAGUAAGGUUUUUAGACAUGGUCGACGCAAUCUCAUCAGCUGAAGUAUCACAGCUUCGCAAAGAAGUCAAAACCAAAAUCCUACAAAAAGCAGUCGCGACCACCCCAGAAUUUGAAAAAGAAAAAUACAUGACCUUGCUAAAACAGCUGGUCGCAGUUGUUGACGAAGAAUACGCCCGAGCUAUGAAAAAAUGCGUAAUUUUACUAACUCCCCCCCCUCCGUGAGUGAACAAAAAAAAUUUUGUUCACUCACGGGGGGGGGUUAAUUUUUUUUUUUAAAAAAAAUUAUAUAUAAAUUUUCUAAAAAAUUGUUUUUUUCGAAAUUUAAAAAAAAUCCUAAUUUGCAAAAAUUUGAAAGCAAAUAUUAAUUUAAUUUAUAAAAUUUAUGUUUUAAAAAUGCAAUUUGUUUAAAAUUAAACAGAAUUAGCUCUAGAUUUCAUUAUAUUUAAUUAUCAUUUAUAUAUCAAAAUUUUUUUCCAUAAAAUUUUUCUAUUAAAAAAAUUUUGUUCACUCACGGAGGGUGGGUUUUUGGGCAAAAAAAGCGAUUUUUCUAAUGGUUUUGUUCACUCACGGAGGGGGGGGGGAGUAAGAAUGCAAGACCCAAAGAACGAUAAUGAAUUUCUUCAGAAAAAAAUCCCAAUCAGGCGGUCUGUCCCAAUUGUCCCAGAAUUCGGAACUAUCACUAUCCCUCCUCAUCCCUACAAAAAAAUGAAAAAAGAGCUCGACAAAAGCCAUUGGUACAAGAUUACCUCAGUCGUUCAGGUAAAUAAAAUAAUGGCUGACAAAUGCCACAGCUUCCAAGAAUACAGAUUUUUAGAGACCAAAAAUCUUUUACUACCAAUGGAAUUAAGGAAUUUAUAUAAUACUCAAAGAAACCAUCACCAGGCUAUAAGGCAACAAAUUUCAAUACAUUGGAGAGAAUAUUUAAUUAGUGAAACCCAGGACAAAAUGGCUGAACAGUACAAUUUCUUCGCAGUAGACUCUGAAGAGUACUUAAAAGGGCCUCUGCAUACUAUUUUGAGAAGGAUGGAUUUAAUUAUGAACACCCAUGUAAGAGCUUUUGCAAAACAAAGCAUUGAUGACUGAAUCAAUUUUUUGAAGUCUUUUACCAUGCCCGAAGAGCCUGAGCUUUAUAGAAAAAUUGGAAAACCUUUGAUUAUAUUGCAGCUUAGCAUUGAAGAAGACGCGAGAAAGAAAAAAGAUGAGCAAUCUGAUACAAUUCCAGGACAAAUUGAUUUUAAGCCAACUCUUCAGCAAGCUCAUAAGUUUAUUAAUGAGUGUAUUGACUGGAUUGUAGAAGCUACCAAUAAAAUAACGAAUUUAGAAUCUGAUUUAGUCCCAUUUAUGAAUAUUCCUAAAACCCCAGUAUUUGAACUGUCUGACGAAAAUGACUGGGUUGCCACUGCAAAAGCAGAAAUUGCAGAAAUGAUGGAAAAAUACCAAAGCGGGCCUCUUCAAAUUUUAGAAGAAUUCAAAGCUUUUGAGUGGGUCGGAAAAAUGAAAAUAAAAGAAUUCGUGAAAGAUUUAUUUAAACAGAAACCUUCAAUUGAAAAACUCAGGACUGAGCUAAUGAAGCUGAAAAAGGCAAAAGAAGAAUUAAUUUCUAUUUCCACUCUUGUAAUAAACUACGAAUUUUUCCAAAUCCAAUGCCACAAGUUCAAAGAGACCAUGGACAAAAAAAUUAACAAAUGCAUGAACUCUUUACUUGAAGGAAUCUCCAAUUUCUGCUCUGAAGAGGUCAAAAGCAUUCAGGACGAGUACGAAUUCACCUGCAACAAAGUCAGAACUAUUCCUACAAAUGAAGCUGAGCUAUUCGAGCUCAAACAGUUCGCAAGGAACAUCAAAACCAAAAAACAAGAACUUUUAAAUAAAGAAAAAGAAGUAAUCAGCCACGGUUCCAUGUUAAAUGACUGCGGAAAUUUGAUAGUGAGACAUCUCAUCGGGGAAACUUUGUUCGAAUCAUUUUUGAUAGUGAGACAUUUGACCGAAAAAAACCAUCAAAUUUCGGCCAAAUGGGAUACACUAUUUAAAAAUUUUUCGACCAAAAGUACUUCGGUGAAAUGGACACUAUUAAAAAGGCAAAGUCAUUUGACCUGCACCCAUCAGCCACACUUUGAUACUAGAAGACUACCAGUUUAAACUGAAUGAAGACGUCAGCAUUAACCUUUGGCAAUGCAAAACUUGGCCUAUAGAAGUAGAAGCGUCCACAAAAGAAGGCAUGGGCAAGCUAGAAAUCGAAGAAGAAAAGUUCAGAGAAAAGCUGGAAAAAGAAAAAGACAAGUGGUUCAGAGAGGUCAGCCAACUCCACACAGAUUUCGAGCUCGUCCAGCAGUUUGCAGAGUACGCGAAUUCGUCUUCACAUUAUGAUGACGUCAAAAAGCUUGAAGACCACCUAAAACAAGCAAUGGAGCAGCUUGUGUCAUUUAACCAAAGAGAAACUUUAUUUGAGCUGCAGCUGUCAUAAAUAAAAUGGCAUUCGGUUCGAGAGAAAUUAGCUUUGUUAAUUUUCUCUCCCUCAUGGAAUUUUAUUUAUGGGGUUGGGUUUUUCUCUUGAGAACUUCUGCACAGCAACAGCCGUUUAAACUCUGGGGGUAACCAGAGGAACGGCUCCACAGUGCGUUCAAGAUCUCGGGGUUUUACCCCUCAGCACAUCUCCACGGGAAGAUGACCUUUAGGCGGAACGCGCGCAGGAGCUGAGUCAGGGCGAGGCAUCGGCAACGCGCCGGGUGAGAAGUGCAGCAAGGCUGGCGGCGAAGCUUUGAUAGAAGGCUUGGGCCUGGGCUGACCAGGUUAAUCCAAGAUGGCUCGGUGAUGUCACUAGUUUUGCCAAAAGCCCUUUUUAUAGGGGCUGCGGCACCGGACACCUUAAAGACCGAAUAAUUAAGUAAGUAAGUAAGUAAGUAAGAGCUGCAGCUGUCAGAUAAGACAGAUUUACAGAAUAUGAUUGAUGAUUUUGAGCCAUUUAACAGGCUCUGGACCAAUGUGAACGAUUUUAAGUAUGGACAUAACUCGUGGAGCAAUGAGAAAAAAAUCCAUGAACUCAAUGCGAUGGAAAUUUCUAAUAAUGUGGACAGGUGGCUUAGGGAGUGCUUUGUGUUGACCAAAAAACUGAUAGAAAGAAGCCCUGAAGCUAUCAAUGUGAUCAACCAUUUAAAAGAACACCUAACUGAAUUUCAGACAAAUAUCCCACUGAUAAAAGCUAUUUCUAAUGAAGCUUGGGGAGAAGACCAUUGGAAAAGGGUCGCCCAAAUUGCAGGACUCACCCCAGAGCAGCUUGACGCUAAGCACGAAACUGUGUCUACUUUAAUAGAAAAAGGACUGAAAAAUUACAUUGAAGAAAUCGAAGAAGUCUCAUAUAAAGCCCAAAGAGAAUUCAAGCUGAAAAAGAAGCUGGAAGAGAUGAAAAAAGAAUGCGAAAACCAAUUUUUAGAAGUCCUGCCUUAUAAAGAUACGCAUAUUGUAAAGUCUGUCGAAGAUAUACAGACCUUGCUAGAUGAACAAAUAGUGAAUAUUCAAGCAAUGAAAACGUCGCCUUAUGCUAAACCUAUAGAACGGCAAUGCAAAGAAUGGGAAUAUAGGCUGUUACAUAUUCAGGAAACACUAGAACAGUGGAUGAAAUGCCAAACUGUAUGGAUGAACCUUGAGCCGAUUUUCGCUUCAGAUGAUAUACAGAAAAGAAUGCCAGGAGAAUAUAGAAAAUUUAGAGGGGUUGAUGGGCAGUGGAAACUUUAUAUGGAAUCGAUAUGUAGCUCAGGCAGCAGCAACAGCCAAACUACCCAAAAUACUAAUCCAGGCCUGCUUGACUCAGUAGCGAUUGAUGGAGGCACGCUUACACUAUUUAAAGAUGCAAAUGAAAACUUAGACGACAUCCAAAAAUCAAUGCAUCACUAUUUAGAAACCAAACGUCUUUCGUUCCCACGCUUCUUUUUCUUGUCAGAUGAAGACUUAUUAGAUAUUUUGUCACAGACAAAAGACCCACUUCGUGUCCAAGAACAUAUUAAUAAAUGUUUUGAAGCUAUUGACAAGGUCGUGUUCACAGAAAGACAAGAAGUCACUCACAUGAUUUCACCUGAAAAAGAAACAGUCCAGCUUAUUGACAAAAUUGAUGUAAAUGAAGGAGAUAAAAAAGGAAAUGUUGAGUACUGGAUGGGUGAUAUAGAAAAGACUAUGUAUAAGACUAUAAAAGAUAUCAUGAAAAGAAGCUUUGCAGAGUAUCAAAGGCUAAAAAUUAAAUUACUCAUCGAGAAGGCCUGCAGGAUAUUAUUUGCCUCCAUUAUUGUUUACCGCUUGCUUGCCAGUCCCGACAUGCUUUUCGCUAUGUUUCUCCUCACGGGCGAGGGCUUGAACUAGCUACCUGAGAGUGAGAGACGCUGGGCCACCCACCAUGUCACUUGCUAACAGAGUCGCUUUCAGAAAUAUAGAAAAUCCUGGAAACUCAAAACCCAGGACGCAACGCCUGAUAUUGCGUUGGGAAAUGCCAAGAAAAGAGCUCCUGGCACUUCUAAGACAUCCCUUUCCAGCCUUGAGCCUCCACUUCCCACGAUGUAGAAAACUGGCUUGGAUGUGAGUAUGCGGUCGGUCAGCCCAACGUUGCGCUCCACCAGUAAAAACCUGGCCAGACAUUCCUGAGCACAAUUGGUCAAGCAUAGGUCGCAACCCCACCCCCCCUCUCGGGUUUAUCCUAUAGAAGUAUUUGAUAGGAAAUAAGCAGAAUAAAUUAAAUAUAACCCAAUUAAAACACUAUAUUUUUAAAUUAAGUCCACAAAUUACUUUAUAUUUAUGAUUAAUUAAUAAAUUUAAAUUAAUUAGCAAUUAAUUAGAAAAUAUAUUAAAUUUGCUUUUUAUAUUUAUAAAUAUAAUGCCAAAGAUAUAGAUAAUGGCAUUAAUUAUUAAAAAUUAACCAAGGAUAAUACAAUAACUUGCUUUAAAUUUAUUGAUUCAUAAAUUAAAGCUAAUCUAAUGACAAUUGUACAAGGAUUGCAGGACUGAAUUGGUAGCAGGAUUCAAUAGUGGUAAUAAAAAUAGUAUUUGCUAUUGUCAGUUUUACUUUUGGAUCUCUAAUUCGACUUUUAGCCAUUGUUCCACAAAGUUCAUAAAUAUAUGCAGGAUAUAUUGCUAAUUAAUACCAGAGAUCAUUAUUAUGCUUGCUAACAAUUUUUUUCAGAUUUGGUGAGCUUACUAGAUAUAGGAAAUUCUCACCCCAUUCCAUCUACUCCUUAAUCGAUUGUGCUACGCUAUGUGGAUAUUGCAUAAAUCAGUAAUUUUUAAUAUAUUUAAAAUAAUAAUUUAUUUAUUACGUCUGCUCUAAAUUGGCAUUUUUCAUAUAUUUUAUGCUAUAUUAUGGGGGAUGGGGGUGGGGGUGCCAUCUGUGAAAGGGGGUGAGGGUGCCAUUUUUUAGGGGGGGUGGGGGGGUACCACUUUUAGGGGGGGUGGGGGUGUAGGGUUGCUACCUGUGCUUGACCACACAAUUCUUUUCCACCAGGUCCCCUGGUCUCCAAGGAUCCUGCCCAACUACAAAAUUUAAGAGGAUGGGUUAUAUCUCGACGUUAUUUUAAUGCAUAGGAUAGUACCAAAGGCAAAGAAAGAACUAAAUGAAUUAGAAAUUGGCCAUCUAUGGUUGUACUAGGAGUAAACCAGCUGACGUGGACUGGAGGUGUAGAAGAAGCCAUUAAGACGAAUGCUAUGAAGGCGUAUGAAGAGAAAUUGACGAAACUUAUUAUGGGAGUAGUUGUCAUGGUAAGAGGCAAACUGGAUUCUUUAUUGAGAAAAACGCUAUCAGCUGUCAUUACUUUAGAUGUACACGCAAGAGAUAUUGUGACUGAGCUGAAAAAUAAAAACGUGACCAAUAACAAUCAGUUUGACUGGAUUGCUCAGCUGAGGUAUUACUGGGAAGGCAGCACUGAUAUUUCAGUAAAAAUGGUGAAUUCUUCUAUAAAAUAUGGCUUUGAGUACUUAGGAAACACUCCAAGGCUCGUUAUUACUCCACUUACUGACAGAUGCUACAGGACACUUAUAGGCGCUUAUAACUUAUUCUAUGGAGGAGCUCCAGAAGGUCCUGCAGGGACUGGAAAAACAGAGUCAGUCAAAGAUCUUGCCAAAGCAAUUGCUGUCAAAUGUGUCGUCUUUAACUGUAGUGACUCCUUAGACUUCACAUCAAUGGCUAAAUUCUUCAAAGGCCUCGCUUCAAGCGGCUCUUGGUGUUGUUUUGACGAAUUCAACAGAAUUGAGCCUGAAGUCUUAUCCGUCAUCGCUAUGCAAGUUUUACAAAUCCAGCAAGCAAUCAGAGAAAAACGAAAAACCUUUACCUUUGAAGGAACCCAGCUUAAUUUAGUUCACUCCUGCGCUAUUAAUAUCACUAUGAACCCUGGCUAUGCAGGCAGAUCAGAACUUCCUGACAACUUAAAAGCGCUAUUUAGGCCAUGUGCUAUGAUGGUUCCUGAUUAUGCGAUGAUCAGUGAAAUUUCUCUGUUUUCUUAUGGUUUCGAAAAUGCUAGAAGUCUAGCUGCAAAAGUUGUAUAAUUUUCCCUAUAUAUUUUUCAAAGUAAAUAAUAGGAGUUUCUAUAGGCAAUUUUAAAGUAAAAAAGUAUAGCUUCUUUACGUUUAUCAUCAGAACAGCUAUCUACACAGGACCAUUACGAUUUUGGUAUGAGAGCAGUCAAAGCUAUUUUAACCGCUUGCGGGAACUUGAAAAUGAAAUAUACUGAUGAAGUAGAAGACAUUUUGGCUUUACGAGCACUUAAUGACGUAAACCUGCCUAAGUUUACUAGCAAUGAUAUUCCUCUUUUCUUAGGAAUUACUUCAGAUCUGUUCCCUGGAGUUACUAUACCUAAAAUUGACUACGGGAUUUUAUUAGUUUCUAUAGAAGCAGCCUCUGAAAUGCAAAAUUUACAAGCCACUGACGAAUUUAAAAGCAAAUGCAUCCAGCUUUAUGAGACUAUUUGUGUCAGACAUGGACUUAUGCUUGUAGGACAGACCUUUUCAGGCAAAACUAAAGUGAUUAAUACGUUGCAGAUGGCUCUAAGCAGCAUCCCAAACAACCCAGAGUUCACGAAAACGCUAAAAGUCACGCUUAACCCUAAAUCAAUUACGCUAAACCAACUAUUUGGAAGAUUUAUUGCAGAAUCCCAUCAGUGGUACGACGGAGUGAUUUCUCAGACUUUUAGGACUUUUACAGCAGAAAAAGGCCCUGAACGAAAAUGGGUUGUAUUUGAUGGGCCAGUCGAUUCUAAAUGGAUUGAAAACAUGAACACUGUGCUAGAUGACAACAAAAUGCUGUGUAUGCAGUCAGGAGAAAUCAUUAAAAUGACUGAAGGGAUGACUAUGAUGUUUGAGGUUGAAGACUUAAAAGAAGCAUCCCCUGCUACUGUUUCUCGUUGUGGGAUGGUUUUCCAUAAUUAAAAUAUGGCGUCUCAACUUGGCUUGGCCUCUCGGCCAAGCAGUAUCAAGCCCUAUUUUAAUUAUAUCCGGCAAGGUUUUGCUAGCGAAGAAAUGGACAGCUAUGCUAGUUAACUAGCCCAGUCCUUUUUUCGAGUUAGAUUUUACGAGGGGAGACUUGGAGUUGGAAAGGGGAAGCCCAGCAAAGCCUAUCUAGGCCAAUCGGGCAACUUUCUAGCGAGAAACCUGGAGUUUCGCCCUGGGCUACAAGUUCUACCCUUUUGCCGAAGUCGGCCAGAGAUUCCAUUUUUUGAAAUUUCGAGGCAGGCAACCUUCAUUGAUGUACAGCGCGGUUACCCAAACUUUCCGACUGCGGAGCGCAUGUGCAGGCCCAUGUCCGUAGGAGCAAGACUUUGAAGGCCGUGAGAAGGUUGUUGGCGAGCAGGCGAGUGGAGCGUUAUGGAAGGGAAUAAGGACUUUAACGGGCUCCGACAGGGAGCUUUUCGAUAAUCUUAAGUAACUUGGUAACUGUGGUAUGGUUUUCCUUGAACCGCAUAGGCUGGGCUGGGAAGUUCUAAUCCGGUCUUAUGUAAACUCCUUACCUCACUUUGUCAGAGACAAGCAUGGACAGCAUAUUAUUGAUAGCUUUAAUUGGUUUUCGUGGCCACUAACUGAAUUUGUAAAGAAAAAAUGCAGGCUGCCUGCUCCUGUCACAGAAAAUGAAAUGGUCUCGGCCGCUUUGAACAUUUUUGACUGCUUUAUGAUGGAAUUCAGAGAAAUGAUAAAAGAAGACGAGCCAGAUUCCCCAUCAAAAAAUGCUGAAAAAGACAAGCAGCUGCCUAAAGAAUUCGAAGAAACUUUGCCACAAUGGAUUCUUUUCAGCAUAAUCUGGGGUUUUGGAGGCAUCACUGACGAAUCCACCAGGCCAAAGUUUUCUGAAUUUUUAAGCAAACUUGUGGCAGGCGAAAAUGUCGUCGAAAUUUAUAGACUUCUUGAUACCCCGCAGUCCUGGGCUACAAAGAAAUACGACUCAAAGCUCCCAGGAGACUAUUUUGACGUAGUAUUAUCUAAAAAAAGCAGCAGUUACUAUUGGAUGCAAUGGAUAAAUCUCCGAGCAAGCACUUAUACACCUAAUAAAGAAGCUAAUUUCCAUGAGCUUAUAAUCCCUACCAAAGACACAAUCCGCAUUUCUUACCUUAUGAAUUUCAUGGCCUCUGCUUAUAAACAUAUCUUAUUCUGUGGCCCUACAGGGACAGGUAAAACUGUCUGUGUCCUUGAUACCUUACGGUCUUCUUUUUAUAAUGAAACUUAUACUUAUCUGUUUAUGGCUUUUUCAGCACAGACGUCAGCUAAUAAAAUACAGCUGAUAAUGGAAUCUUGUAUGGAGAAAAAAUCAAGGUUUGUGAAUGCACCUGCAGGAAAUAGAAAAAUGGUCAUUUUUGUGGACGAUUUAAAUAUGCCCCAGAAAGAGACAUAUGGGGCACAACCACCGAUUGAGCUGCUAAGACAGUGGAUGGACCAUGAAGGCUGGUAUGAUUUAGAGACCAAAGAGUUUAAAAAAUUUAAGCUUAUACAGUUUGCAGCGUGUAUGGGGCCACCUGGUGGAGGAAGAAACCAUGUAUCUCAGAGGUAUUUGAGGCACUAUAAUAAAUUUUAUAUAGAGCCUUUUGGGGAAGAUUCAUUGAACUCUAUUUUCUCCACUAUUGUGGACUGGUUUUUUAUUAAGCAGACAGAACCGUUUUCCCGAGCCAUUGUCCAGCAAAAAGACAAUCUUGUCCAUGCCACAAUUCAAGUUUUCCAAAGAAUCAGCAAAGAACUUCUGCCGACCCCUGCUAAAAUGCAUUAUAUUUAUAACUUGCGAGACGUUUCAAAAGUAUUCCAAGGGAUUUCUAAUGCUACUCCUUUAGCUAUAAAAGAUGAGUCAGACUUAAUAAGGCUUUGGGCUCACGAAUGCCAACGUGUUUUCCAAGACCGUCUAAUAAACAACAAAGACCGUGACUAUUUCACUGACCUCUUAAAAGAAUCUAUAAAGAAAUACUUCAGAAGGACCUGGGAAGAAGUCGUCAAGGUGGCGCCUUUGCUUUUUGGGUCAUUUAUUCCUAUGAUUUCACGUGAAGAAGGCAAAGCGAAAAUCCCUGAUUUGUAUUGUGAGCUUAAAGACCAUAAUUUAUUGCAAGAAAAAAUGCAUGAAUGCUUGGAAUAUUAUAUGAGAAAUUUUUAUGAAUUUUCCAGUAGAAAAAUGGCUUGAAUUUUAUGAUGGCAGAAUUAAGGAAAUUAUUAUAACCAAAUUUCUCCGACGAAGAUGAACUUAGUUUUAUUUAUGGCUGCUAUAGAGCAUGUAGUAAAAAUUGUAAGGAUUAUUCAACUCCCACUUGGGAAUGCUUUAUUGUUAGGAGUUGGAGGAAGCGGUAGAAAAAGCUUGACAAUGCUAGCUACUUCGAUAGCAGAGUAUUCUAUUUUUGAAGUUGAAGUCAGCAAAAAUUUUGGAAUGAAUGAAUGGAGAGAAAGACUUAAAGCACUUUUCUUUAAAACAGGUCUGGAAAAUCACCCAACUGUAUUUUUAUUCAGUGAUACACAAAUUUCUAAUGAAGGUUUCUUACUAUUCUAAGUUGUCAAGAAAAAUUUGGUUAUUUUUUCAAAUUUUUCUGUCAGAUUUAUAAAUAUUAAUAUAAAUAGCUGAAGAUCUCAUUAUUAUAAUUAUUUACAAUGGGAAAGAGUUAGAAGAUAUCAAUAAUUUGUUAAAUAAUGGAGAAGUCCCUAACCUUUUGGAAUCAGAAGACAGGCAAAACGUGAUCGAUACUUUGCAAGAUGAAGCGAAUCUAAACAAAAAAGGAGGCUCAGCAGAAGCAAUUCAUGCAUAUUUCAUUGAAAGAGUCAGGUCAAAUCUGCAUCUUGUGUUUUGUUUGUCACCUAUUGGCGAGUCCUUUAGGACAAGAAUUAGGAUGUUCCCUUCACUUGUGAAUUGUACCACAAUUGACUGGUUUUUGCCUUGGCCUGAAGAUGCGCUAUGAUCUGUAGCUCAAAAUUUCUUAAAAGACGUUGACGUGGAUAGUCAGGUAAAAGUAGGACUUGUAGAAAUCUGUGUAGAUAUGCAAGAAAGAGUGACCAACUUAACAGCCAGAUAUAAAGCAGAGCUAGGCAGAUACUACUAUAUCACCCCUACGUCCUAUCUUGAACUUAUCUACACCUUUAAGAAUUUAUUAAACACCAAAAGAGUCGAAGUAAAAAAAUUAGGCCAAAGAUAUGAAAAUGGGCUUGAAAAAUUGCUGGACACCGCUUCAAAAGUCUCAGUCAUGCAAAAAGAUCUAGAAGAAUUACAGCCAAAAUUGGUCGUCGCACAGGCUGAAACCAAAGAAAUGAUGAAAAUUUUGACUGUUCAGCAGAAAGAAGCAUUAGAAGUACAGCAGAAUUGUGAAAAAGAUGAGGCGAAGUGUAAAGAAGAAAGAGAAACGGCACAAGCGAUCAAAAAAGAGUGUGAAGAAAAGCUGGAGGAAGCGAUGCCUGCGUAUGAAGCUGCACAAAAAGCAUUGAAAUCGUUGGAUAAGAACCAAAUUGAUGAAGUAAAACAUAUGGCUAAUCCGCCACCUGGAGUGAAGUUUACUAUGGAAGCAGUUUGUAAGCUGAUGGCUAUAGACCCAGUAAUGGUUCCCAAAGCAAAUGGGUUUGGGAAAGAGCCUGACUAUUGGGAAACUGCUAAAUCUUUUCGCAUUAUAAAGUAAAUUUUGAAUAAAAAUUAACUUUUUUAUGAAAAAAUAUUUUAAUUAUUGGAGAAUAAGAAAAAUCUUCUGAACAGGCCUAAACUAAUGGACGAUUUGCAAAAUUAUGAUAAAGACCAUAUGGACCCUGCCAUUGUUGCUACUAUAGAAAAAAUUAUUAACCAUUCUGAGUUCCAACAAGAAAAAAUCAAAAGAGCUUCAUUAGCUGCUUAUGGCCUCAGUAUGUGGGUUAGAGCUAUGUAUAAAUACGACAAAGUCAUGAAAGAAAUAAGGCCUCGACAAAUGGCGCUUGCAGAAGCAGAAAUGCGGCUUAAAACUGCAGAAGAAGAUCUUAGAGAAAAAAUGGAAGCUUUAAGGAGUAUCCAAGAAAAAGUCCAAAAGCUUGAAGCGGACUACCAAAAAGCAGUCGACGAAGAACUCAGACUUCAGCACGAAGUCGAUAUGUGUAGGAUCAAGCUUGAAAGAGCACAAAAACUUAUUGAUGGCCUCAAAGAUGAAAAAAUCAGAUGGGCAAAAGAAGCCCAAAUCCUCAAAGAAAACUACAAAAAUAUAGUUGGGGAUUUAAUGAUAAGCUCUGGUAUUAUCGCAUACUUAGGAGUCUUCACAGGGACUUACAGGUCAAGCUGCAUUGACUAUUGGAUUAAACAGCUUAAAGAGAAAAACAUCCCAAGCUCAGCUGAAUUUUCCUUAAAAGACGUGAUGGGAGAUCAAGUUAAAAUCCGUGACUGGACCCUUGCUCAUUUGCCAAACGACAGCUUCUCUAUUGAUAACGCCAUUAUAAUGGAAAAUUCUUCAAGGUGGCCUUUAAUGAUUGAUCCACAGGUCCAAGCUAACGCUUGGAUAAAAAAAAUGGAAGGAGAAAGGCUUGAUGUCACAAGACUUAAUAGUGAUGGCCUUACCAAUACUCUGGUAAACGCUAUUAACUACGGAAAAUCAGUCCUUAUAGAAAACCUAGGCGAAUCUAUCAACCCUGAGCUUGACAACGUCCUUUCAGCUAAAAAAGGAUCUGAAGGGAUCGUCAAAAUUGGUGACAAAACUGCUGAAAUGUCAAGAGAUUUCAGAUUGUUUAUGACCACAAAGCUGCCAAGACCCCAUUAUGCCCCAGAGAUAUGUGUAAGAGUCGCAUUGAUGAACUUCAUGACCACUGAAGAAGGCCUACUCGACCAAAUGUUGUCGCUGACGGUUAAUGCUGAAGCUCCUCAUAUAGAGGCAAGCAGACAAAAAUCAAUCCAGGAAAACGCUAGAAUUAGAAAAGAGCUGAAAACCAUUGAAGAUAAUAUUCUAAACAUGGUUUCUAACUCAGAAGGGGACAUAUUAGAAGACGAAACCCUUAUAGAAACCCUUCAGAAGUCAAAACAGUCCUCAAAAGAUGCCUCAGAGCAGCUUGAAAAAAUGGAAAAUAUACAAAAGCAUAUUAAUGAUACCAGAAAAAAUUAUACCAAUUUAUAAAGAAUUUACCUAUAGGGGUUUUAAAUAAAAAAUAAAUAAAUUGAAUAUAAAAAGCAUAUAAAUCAAUCGCCACGCGUGUUUCCCAACUUUUCUUCUGUAUAGCUGAUUUAUGUGUUAUUGAGCCUAUGUAUCAAUACUCCUUGGAAUGGUACGAAAGAAUUUACUCCCUUUCUAUUUCAGAAGCAGAAAAAAAUUCAAUUGUCCAAGAGCGCGUCAAAAAUUUGAUUAAUACUUUUACACUUUUGCUGUAUCAAAAUGUGUGUAGGUCUCUUUUUGAGAAGGAUAAACUGCUGUUUUCGCGGCUCCAUGUCAAAUGACUGUGAAUUUUUGACAGUUUACAUUUCAUCGAAAUCCAUUUAGUCUAAAAAUUUUGAUAGUGCGACAUUUGGCCGAAAAAUUAAACGGUUUUUUUUUUCGGUCAAAUAUCUCACUAUCAAAGAUUUUCAAUCAAUUUUCGGCCAAAAAUUUUUCGGUGAAAUGGACACUAUCAAAAAGCAAUGUUAUUUGACCUGCACCCGUUUUCGCUGCUGGUCUGCUUAAAAGUGAUGGCAGGGGAAGAUAGAAUUAAUCAGCUAGAGCUAAGGUUUUUAAUGACAGGAGGAACUAAGACUGUUAUAGCUAGGCCAAAUCCGACACAGGAAGAUGAAAGAGUGUGGCUGGAAAAUAAAGAUUGGGCAGCAAUUCUGGAGUUAAGUGAAUUUGAAAGCUUUAACUCAUUCCUUAUAUAAAAAUGGCAUCAUUUACGUAUUUAUUUUGUAUUAAAUAAAUAUUAGGCUUUUGCUAUUAUUUUAUGAUUUAAAUAAUUUUGCAUUUAAAAAAAAAAUAUUAUAUUCAGUAGUAAGAAUUUUGAUAGAGAAUUUGAGCAAAAGGUCAAUGAAUGGAAAUCUGUAUGGGAGUCAUCAGAUCCAGGAGCCAUGAUAUGGCCAGGAGGCUGGAAAGAGAAACUAUCUCCAUUCCAACAAAUUAUAGUACUAAGAAUUCUUCGCCCUGACAAAGGAAUUCAAGCUAUCGAACAAUUAAUCACCCAAGAGCUUGGGGCAGAGUUUAUUUCUCCCCCUCCAUUUAACAUUGAGCUGUCCUUCAGAGACUCCAAGCCAGACGUCCCAAUCAUUUUUAUCCUCAGCCCUGGUGUUGACCCUAUAAGUGAAAUUGAAAAACUCGCCAUAAAGCUCAACCUCCGCAACAAAAUGGAGCCUUUAUCCUUAGGUGACGGCCAAGGUCCGAAAGCAGAAGCCGCUCUAGACCGUGCUAUUGCAAAUGGUGGCUGGGUUAUCCUCCAAAACUGCCAUCUUGCAGCCAAAUUUAUGCCAACUCUUGAAAAAAGAGUAGACGAAAUCAUCCCAGAGCGAACUGACGACAAUUUCCGGCUUUGGCUUACCUCAAUGCCUUCUGAUUUUUUCCCAGUCUCCAUCCUUCAAAAUUCAAUUAAGCUUACUAAUGAGCCUCCUAAAGGACUCAGGAAAAACUUAAUCAGGUCUUUUAGGUCCUAUGAUAAUAACGCUUUUGAAGAUAACGCCAAGCCAAGAGAAUUCAAAAGAAUGGUCUAUGGCUUAAGCUUCUUCCAUGCCUUAAUACAAGAAAGAAGAAAAUAUGGAGCUUUAGGCUGGAAUAUCCCUUAUGAGUUCUCUAUGAGUGAUUUGUCGAUAUCCUUUUAUCAGCUUAGGAUGUUUUUAAAUGAGUAUGAGCUGAUACCUUGGGAUGCUCUAAAAUAUAUGGUCGCUGAGGCCAAUUAUGGAGGACGAGUUACCGAUAUUUGGGAUAGGAGACUGAUUAAUACCAUUCUAGAAGAUUUUUAUACAGAAAAUAUACUGAGAGACAGGUACUACAUAAAUGACUGUGACGUGUAUCAGAUUCCUCCUGAAGGGAAUAUUGAAAGCUAUUUGAAUUAUAUAGAAGAGAACGUGCCACAUUAUGACCAAACCCAAGUUUUUGGGCUCAAUGACAAUGCCUCAAUUACAAAGUCCAUUAAUGAAACUAAUUCUCUUCUCUCAGCUUGUCUAUCAUUAUUGCCUCGAACUUUAGCUGGCGCUGAUAAAACACCUGACCAAAUGAUGACAGAAAUAGCAGUCAGUAUCUUUAAUAGGAUGCCAAACCUUUUUGACAUUGACGAAUGCAUGAAAAGAUACCCUAUGAUGUACAAUGAAUCCAUGAAUACCGUCUUAAUCCAAGAACUAAUCAGGUUUAAUCGGCUACUAAAUGUCGUUAGAACUUCUGUUGUACAGCUUAAAAACGCGCUAGAAGGGCUUGUCACUAUGUCUGCAGACUUAGAAAAGGUAGGAAAUGCACUAUUUGAUAAUAAAGUCCCUGAAAUGUGGAUGAAUGUGGCUUAUCCUUCUCUUAAGCCUCUUGCACAAUGGGUUGAUGAUUUCAUUACCCGUCUCAAAUUUAUGCAAGACUGGCUAGAUAACGGCCCACCUGCUGUUUUUUGGAUUUCUGGGUUUUAUUUCACCCAAUCUUUCCUUACAGGGACUAUGCAAAAUUUCUCUAGAAAGUACCAAAUCCCUAUAGAUACGCUCUGUUUUGACUUUGAGGUCCAGCCAGAAGCUCAGACUAAGGACAAUAUUUCAAGCCCGCCUAAUGACGGCUGCUAUGUCACUGGACUUUAUUUAGAUGGAGCUAGAUGGGAUGACGAAAAACGCUGUGUCGCUGAGCCGCUUCCUAAAAUUUUGUAUUAUCCUAUGCCUGUUAUACAUUUGCGGCCUGUAAAAAUAGCUGAGCUUCCUAAAAAGCAUGUAUAUGAAUGCCCGGUUUAUAAGACGUCAAAAAGACAAGGGACUUUGUCAACUACUGGGCAUUCGACUAACUUUGUGCUUUCUAUGCUUUUGCCGCUACAUACUUCACAUAAGCCAUCACAUUGGAUUAAGAGAGGGACUGCUCUGCUUACUCAGCUAGAUUAUUAA